Messenger RNA from Botrytis byssoidea, 2206 nucleotides. RefSeq lists its product as uncharacterized. The coding region runs from base 614 to 1939 and encodes 441 amino acids. Gene Ontology annotation, cellular component: cytoplasm. The transcript has 4 exons. Gene Ontology annotation, molecular function: ornithine decarboxylase activity. NCBI's taxonomy places the organism in Eukaryota, Fungi, Ascomycota, Leotiomycetes, Helotiales, Sclerotiniaceae. The record is from RefSeq and is a predicted model, not a curated record.
ACCCGUGAAAAAGCUCCAAAGAAGCCAGUCUAGCCACCAACCUUCAUAACCUACUCAGUACAUAACACAGAGAGUGGAAUAUACUGGCCACUUGCUGUGCUGAAUCCUAUCCAUUUGUUUAACUUCAUCAUCUUCAAUCAACCAAAACAUCUGCGUGAUAUAGUCUUUGUCUGGACUAUAUUGAGAAAAUUCUUUCUGGAUCUUCUAACCACGAAGAACCUACAAUUCCCUCUCGACUGCCUUUGGUCUAAUCAAAGGCGAAACAUCCAGCACGGCUCCAACGGCCGCGAUACUAGUUUCUGAUCAAGAUUACUCCGAACGUCCUAACCGGCACAUCAUCAACACCACACCACCUCCUUUUGCUGCACGUUAAUCAGCUUGAGCGUUUGUUUUACGAGUUGUUUAACAACACCCCGUCUUCGUCCGAAACUCCUCAGCUGCCGCAUAGGACGAGUUUAAAGGGCCUUCCUCUCGCAGAGGAAGAGUCGAGCCGUCCUCGCCAGAUCAGCACAGGAUCUGAUCGUUAUAGACCACCUUAACAUACCCUUGGGCUUUCAAAGUACAAUAAACAAAUCACAACUAUAUCAAACAAUCCUUGGUUAAAUACGAGGAUAUGUCACCUUCCGCCACUAUUACCUACGAAAACAAUAACAAUCUUGAUAGUAUCGAAUCAUACUAUCCCAAAGAUUCUUAUAUUGAACUCAAUGGCGUGAAUACCGCAAAAACUAUAAUUGGAAAUGCUUUAAAGCAAAGGGUGGAAAAUAUUGAUAACGACAUCUGCGAGGCAGAUGACGAAGAUGCGUUCUUCGUCGCUGAUCUAGGCGAGGUUUACAGACAGCACAUGAGGUGGAAGAAGAAUUUACCCAGAGUCAAGCCGUUUUAUGCGGUCAAAUGCAACCCAGACCCACAAGUCAUUCGUCUCUUGGCAGAACUUGGCACAGGAUUUGAUUGUGCUUCCAAGGGCGAGAUAGAGCAAGUCCUCAAGGCUGGCAUCGACCCUUCUCGUAUUAUUUAUGCUCAGCCAUGCAAGACGAACUCCUAUGUUCGAUAUGCUGAGAAGCAAGGAGUCAAGCAAAUGACAUUCGACAACAGCGAUGAGUUAUACAAGAUUAAGAAAUUGUUCCCAGGGGCUGAACUCUUUCUCCGGAUCUCUACCGAUGACUCCUCGAGCUUGUGCCGAUUGAGCUUGAAAUUUGGAGCAGCCAUGGAUGCAACAAGCAAUCUUCUUGCUUUAGCCAGAGAACUUGACCUCAAUGUUGUUGGCGUUAGCUUUCAUGUAGGAUCCGGUGCCUCAGACCCUCUUGCAUUCAGGAAGGCAGUUCAGGACGCUCACACCGUCUUCGAACAAGCUCGCACCUAUGGCUACUACAUGCACACCCUCGAUGUCGGUGGGGGUUUCUGCACUGAAACAUUUGAAGUAAUGGCUUCCGCACUCAGUGAUGCUCUCGAGGAAUAUAUGCCAAAACACAUCAAAAUUAUCGGAGAACCUGGACGUUACUAUGUCGCUAAUGCUUUCACGCUCGCUUGCAACGUCAUUGCACGCCGAACCGUCGAAGAUCCCGAAACAUUGGAAAAGAGCUAUAUGCUUUACCUCAAUGAUGGUCUUUAUGGCAAUUUCUCUAGCAUCAUGUUUGAUCAUCAAAACCCAAUUGCUCAAGUUCUUCAAACUGGCAACCGCACUUACUUUGACACUCUGGCAAGUCAAGCAAUUCUCGGAGGUACCGAGUACUCAAUCUGGGGUCCAACUUGCGACGGUAUUGAUCGUAUCUCUGCAAGCAUUCGCUUCAAUCACAAUCUUGACGUUGGAGACUGGCUCUAUUUUGAGAGUAUGGGUGCAUACACCAAGUGUUCUGCAACGAGAUUCAAUGGCUUCACAGACAGCCAUGAUGUUAUCUAUGUUUCUAGUGAGCCAGGAGUCAAUGCCCUACUUGAAAUGUGAAAAGUUUCAGGUAGUCACUAUCUUUUAAUACGUGGUUUCUCAAUGAUGGUUGGUGGUAGAAAAGAAGAAGAAGGGGGAUGGUAUAGAUUAGCGUUGUAUGCGUUGUAUGUUUCUUGCUUGACUAGAUUUCCUUGGAUAUGAGAGAUUCAUUGAUUAUAAUACUUUUUUGUAUCAAAAAAGCGAAAUCGUUGUCUAUAUCGCUCUUUUCUAAGUUUACAUACAAAUAUAGAGAUGUUCAUAGAAUUUGAUCUACUUGUUGCAAUGAGU